AUGAGCGUAAAAUUCGGCACUUUAACUCAACGUUUGGUUCAUCCCACAGCGCCAGUUCUGCUUACCAAAAAUGGCCCACUUGGAACUCACAUUCAAUGUCUAAACGCUUCACAAUUCUUUCAAGCAAGCGAGACGUCAUACACAUUGAAAUCUUUCGCCCCUAUACCCGAGUCGGACGAUCGAUUUGCACGUCAGAACCGCUUCGGACUUCCACCAGAGUUUCCUCUGGCUUCAUCCUGCUCAGGCAUAGUUCACCAUCUUUCGGGUACCAGCGCAUACGCUCUAACUCCGAUCAAUUGCAUGCAAUACGAACGGGUCUAUGUUGCUCCAUUAUACGCAAAUUAG
Messenger RNA from Dracunculus medinensis (Guinea worm), 345 nucleotides. NCBI's taxonomy places the organism in Eukaryota, Metazoa, Nematoda, Chromadorea, Rhabditida, Dracunculidae. The record is from the annotation of a GenBank genome assembly.